Molecule: messenger RNA, 14676 nt
Organism: Plasmodium falciparum 3D7
Lineage: Eukaryota; Apicomplexa; Aconoidasida; Haemosporida; Plasmodiidae
Source: RefSeq, a predicted model, not a curated record
AUGAAUGAGAUUUCAGAGAAUAAUUUGAACAUUUUAGAUGUGAGUCCUCGAAAUGUCGAAUUUUUUUAUGAAUGUCUGGAAGAUGUAGAUGAGUUUGCACAAAAGAAAAAAGAAAAUAUAAUAGAAAAGAAAAGUUUAAAAAUAAAAAACAUAUGUAGUAAAAUUCAAAACAUCGAAAUAUUUGAGACUGAAUAUAAGUAUUUAAAAAUAAAAGGAAGUAAAAAAAAAAAGUUGGCUCCUGGUACAUGUGAACAUAUAUGUAUAGAAUUUUCUUUGUAUAAUAAUGUAGAUAUAAAAAAAUAUAAAAAUGAUAAAAGAAAAGAAGAUGUUUUAAAUAUAAUAAAUAAUAUCGAACGUACCAUCUUUCUUAAAAUCAAAACUGAAUAUACAUCUUUAAGUAUACCUAUAUAUAUAAAAAAAAAAGUUGCCGUAUUUUUUUAUGAUAACAUUAUUAAUUUUGGAUUAUGUAAACAAAACAUGACAUAUCAUUAUCCUAUGAAGGUAACAAAUGUAGGAAAAAAAAAAGGAACCUUUACAAUAUCUAGUGACAUGUAUCAAUCCAUGAAAGAGAAGGGGAAUCACAUAUUUUUUCAGGAUGAAAAGGGGGAAAGAAAAAAAAAAGAAUUUUGUAUGGAGAACAAUAAGGGGGAUCAUCAGAACGAAGAUAACCAUGAUAUAAAAAGUAAUCAUAAUAUAAAAAGUAAUCAUAAUAUAAAAAGUAAUCAUAAUAUAAAAAAUGAUGAUAAUAUAAAAAAUGACCAUCAUAUAAAAAAUAACCAUCAUAUAAAAAAUAAUCAUAAUAUAAAAAAUAAUCAUAAUAUAAAAAAUAAUCAUAAUAUAAAAAAUAAUCAUAAUAUAAAAAAUAACAUGAAGGAAAAAAACCUCUUAGUAGAUGAAAAAAAAGAUAACACUCUUAUUACCUUUGAUAAAACAUCUAUUACAUUAGACAUUAACGAAAGUAAGAUUAUAAAUAUUGAAAUAAAAAAUUUAAAAGAAGAAAAAGUACAUCGUGAAUAUAACAUAUUAACAUUAGAAAAUAGUUACUUUGUUGAGAAGCCUCGAAAUAUUAUUAUUAUAGCUGUUUUUAUAAAUAGUUCUACUUCUUUUUAUUAUGAUAAUAUAAAAACAAAAGAAAUAAAUAUGAAUUAUAUAUAUUAUGGAAAUAAGAAAAAAAUACAAGGACAAAUCAAAAACGAAAAUAAUUAUAAUAUAUCAUAUCAAUAUAAAAUGAAAAAAGUGCAUGCUUUCUAUACAUUGGACAGUUUUAAAAAGUAUAUACAAUUAAAUAAUUUGUCUGCUGGAUCUUUGGAAGAGGAAUUAUGUGAGAUGGAAAAACUAUUAGGACAGGAAGAAAAAGAAGAUAAGGAAAAAAUUAUGUCCAUGGCAAAAAAAAUGAUGAAUAUUGAAAAAAACAUUCAUGUUAAAAUGAAUAAUGAUAUUGUCUGCAAUGUAAAGAAAUUAAGUUAUGAAUCUGUUUUUUUCGAAAUAGAUUCAAAGCAUGAUCUUUUGUUCUUAGAAAAAAUAAAUAAAAACAAAUCAUACCUUUUAAACAUUCCAAUAAUAAUAGAUAUCACAUUGUUUGUUAAUAAAAGUGAUGAUGAAAAGGAUAAGACGAAUAAGAUAACGACAGGGGGGAUAAGUAAAAUGCAUAAUGACAAUAAUAUGAAAAUAAUAAAUAAAAGAAAAAAUAUAAAUAAUAAUUAUGAUAAUAAUUGUGGUAAUAAUUGUGAUGAUAAUUAUGAUAAUAAUUGUGAUGAUAAUCAUGAUAAUAAUUGUGAUAAUAAUUGUGAUAAUAAUUGUGAUAAUAAUUGUGAUAAUAAUUAUGAUAAUAAUCAUGAUAAUAAUCAUGAUAAUAAUCAUACAAAUAACCAACACAAUAAUAAUAUUUGUUGUACAAACCUUUUACAACUUCAUAAGAGAGAAGAAAAAGAUAGAGACUCUUCUAUUCAUCAUGCCUCAAAUUGUUAUGAGGAAGAAAUAAAUUUACAUUUCAUUUUUUGUUUAACACUCCCUUGCCUAAUAACAAAUAUAUAUUUUUUAAAUUAUAACAAAGUAACGACAGAAGAAACGAAAAGCAUGAUAAUAGAAUUACUAAAUAAAAAUAAAUUUUUAAAAAUUAAUUAUAGCAUAUCUAAAAUUCCUUAUAUAACAAUAAAUAAGAAAGAAGGGAAAAUAAAUUCGCAAGAAAAAGAUAUAAUUACCAUUACCCUGAAAUGUAAUGUCAUAAAAAAGAUUAAUGAAUAUAUGUAUAUUUUUUUUUGUAAUAAUUUAUAUUUUUUUGUUAUUUUUAUAAAUGGAGAAGUAACACAAAUAUCCAACAUUAACGAUGAUAAUAUGCUUACAAUAAAAAAUAUAAAAAAUAUUUAUGAUAACAACAUGUGUGAUGAAAAAGGUAUUACAAAUAAUGAUAAUACUUAUAUAUUAAAUAAUAAAAGUCUUUUAAAAAAAAAAAAAGAAAAGAGAUAUACAGAUGAUCAUAAUAAUAAUAAUAAUGAUCAUGAUGAUAAGAUAUUUGAACGCAUUCUUAAAAAUGUAGAAUGUAAUAAAGUCAAUAGACAUUUAUAUGAACAAGAUGAACAAGUAGAUAAAUAUAAAUAUAAUGAACAUUUUAUUAAUUAUUUAAAAAAUAAUAAAAAAAAAUAUAACGAUGUUUUGAAAUAUAUGUACAAAAAAAGACAUAAUUCAAAACAUAAUAUUCUACUUAAGGAUAAUAUAAAAAAUAAGGAGUCUAUGAUAAUUAAAAAAAAUUCUUCUUAUAAUUUAAAAUUUUCUGAAGAUAAUAAUAUAAACAAAGAAUAUAAUAUAGAUCAUAAAAGAACAAAUGUUUUAAAGGAUAUAUAUAUAUAUGUAAAUGAAGAAUAUAUAAAUAAAAUUACAAAUAUAUAUAUACCUCAACAUUUCUAUGAAGAAAAAAGAAAACAAUAUAUAAAUAUGAAAAAAAAAAAUAAUAAACAAUAUUUAGUGGGAACAAUGAAAAAAGAAAAAUAUUUAAAUCAAUCCUUAUGUUUAAAAAAAAAUAAUAAAAUAAAUAAUAUUAAUAUUAUUAAUAAUGAUGAUAAUUUUCAAAAUGUACAAAUUAUAAAACAAUAUUUAAUAUAUCCACAAAUUAUUCAUUUUAAUUAUAUACUAUUAAAUAAAGAAUUUGAAACGUUUAUUCAUUUACAUAAUACUAAUUCUAUACAUCCAAUAAACAUAUAUUUUUUUUUCCAUAGUGAUAAUAUAAAAAUUACUUAUCCUGAAGAAACAAAAACCACAUGUCAUAACAAAAUUAAUGAUAGCAACAUAUGUACUCCUUAUCAAAGUACCAAAGUUACCAUAAAACAGAAUACACAACAAAAAAUAUGCGUCACACUUAAUUUAAAAAAUUAUAAUAUUUUUAAUAAUCAAAAGAAUAAAAAAUGUUCUUUCUCUCAAUCAGAAAAUAUGGAUAAUGAAGAAGAACAAAAAAUAUGUAACCAUAUUAUUUCAAAAAGAAAUAUUAAAAAUAAGGAGCAUCAUAAUUAUUUAGAUGAUACUUAUAAAGAUGAACCAUAUAAUAUAUAUCAUCAUAAAACAACACCUUUCUUUGAAAUAUAUAUUUAUUAUGAAUAUAUCUCCAUAAAAACUCAAGAUCAUUAUGAUAUAGACAAAAUAAAAGUCCAAGCUAACUUAAUAUUAUUAAAUCUUUUUAUAAAUACUAACAUAUUAUAUUUUUCUAUUACAAAUAUGGAUAUAGACAUGUUUUAUCAUAACUAUUUAGUUAUAUACAAUCCGUUUAAUAUCACAAUUCAGAUGAAAUUAAAAUAUAAUGAGCAAGUCUUAAAAAUGAAGGACCAUAUAAGUAUAUAUCCUGGUGAAUACAAAAUGGUUCCAGUACAAUUUAUUACCAGCGAAGCAACAGCUUGUGUAGAAGAAUUUAUUUAUGUAUACUUGGAUGACUUUAGAUUAUACAAAAGCAUAAAAUGUAAGUGCUUUCCAUCCCCGUGUAGCUAUAAAAUUAAUGUGAAUGAAAUCAAUUUUGAUAAUGUCCUUUUAAAUAGAAACUAUUUAAAAAGCUUUUACAUAACAAACACAAGUAACUUUCCACUUGUAUUUAUGUGUGUUUAUAAACCCCCAUAUGUUCAUGUCCUUGCGAAACGUAAUUAUGCUAAUAAAAAUGAAAAAAUAAAAAUUACCAUAUUAAUAAAUGUAAAAGAAGAAAUAAAAAUAAAAGAUAAACUUAUAUUCUAUGUGAGGCAAAGGGAAAAUCUAAUUCUACCUAUAAGUGUCAAGUUAACCCAGUCCAAUAUAGUGAUCGUGAAUUGUCCAGAUAUUAUUCAAGAAAGCAUGGAACGUAAAAGGUACAACAUCAAUAUUUUAAACAAAGGGAUGUACGAAGAAAGCGUUAUUAUAAAUUUCAACGAAAUUCCAUUUUUGAAUAUAAAUAUAGAAGAUGAGGAUACAGGAAACAAAUUAAAUUAUAUAAACUAUAAAAACAAAGAAUAUAAACAUAGUGAAGAGAAAAAAAGAAAUACAUUUGUUAAUAUAUAUAAUUUAGAAUAUGAUAAUAAUAUUAUAAUAGAUGAAUAUAUAAAAUAUUAUUAUAAUGAAUUUAUUUUAUUAUAUAAUAAUUUAUGUAAUAAUAAUUAUAAAAUAAAAGGUAUACUUCAUAUUUCAUCAGAUCAAAAAUGUUUACAAAAUUGUUAUAAAAUUAUAAUUCCACAUAAUACAUUUAUAACUUUAAUGAUUGAAUGUUAUAUAAAUAAAAUAUAUGAAACAGAUUUAUAUUUAUAUCAACAUGUAUUAUUAAAUUUAAACAAUCCAUUUGUCAAAGAUGAAUAUUAUAAAGAUAAAUUAAAAAUUAAUAUAAAAAAUGAAUAUUUAAAAUUUACUCCUUCUUAUCUUUACUUUGAAAAUAUAUUAUUAUGUAGUUCGGAGAAAUAUUUAAUCACUUCUUUUCAAAAGACUAUAACAAAAAAAAUACAAAUAAUAAAUGUGUAUCAUCAAAAUUUAAAAUGUACUGUAAAGAUAUGUCCUUAUAAUAAAGAACAGACAAAAACAUCACAGCCUGUCAAAGUAUCUAGUAAUAAUAAUAAUAAUAAUAAUAAUAAUAAUAGUAUUAUACCAAGCGAUCAUGAUAUGAUAUGUACACAUUCCACUUGGUAUGAAAAUAAUCAUACAAAAAAAAAACAACAUUAUAUAGACAUAAGCAAUGUACCAGAUAUUUUAAAAGUUAACGAAGAGUCUUAUAUAAAUAUAAAAGUUGAUAAUAUAGAAAAAGAAGGAAGAUAUGUGGAAAUGUUAGAAAUAUGUGCAGAAAGUGUUAAUAAAAAAGAAAAUGAAGAAAAAAUAAAAUAUUCUUUAUAUAUACUUAUCAAUUGUAAAGAUGUUAAAUUAUAUUUCGAUGUUUCAUAUAUUAAUAUUAUACAUAAUAAAUUAAAUCAAUAUAAUUAUUUCUCUUUCCAUAUAUAUAAUGAUGGUUAUAAUUAUGUAAGAGCCAAUUAUCUUUUUAAUAAUAUAUUUAAAGAACACUUUUUCUUAGAUCUACAAUUUUUACCAAACAACCAACUAAAUAAAAAAAACAAAAAAAUCAAAGUUCUUUUGAAAUAUCUAUCAAAAAUUAAUAUCCAGCUUAAAACAUUUAUUACGAUAACUGUAAUGGACCAUGAAAAAUAUGACAUACCUUUGUUCAUAAAUAUACACGAGGAAAUUGAUUAUCUCAUGGAAAAGGAAAAUAAACAUAAGCAGAAUUACACACAUUGUCAUAAUUACACACAUGGUCAUAAUUACACACAUGGUCAUAAUUAUUUACACGAAACGGACGAGUUAUACGAAAAACAUAAUGGGAAUGAAAAUAGUGAUGACAUAAAACAUCCUUAUCCUUAUGAUAGAGAAAUAAAAAGUGAAGGGUCUACAAAUAAAUCCCAUAUAUUAUCAUCACACCUGUCAGGUGAUCACAAAGAUGAAAUUCCUAUUAUAAAUAAUAAUAAAAAAAAAAACAUAAGUUAUUUUACUAAAGAAGAAGAAUUUGCCUUAUAUAAUAAUAUGUCUAUACCAUAUAGUCUUAAAUAUAAACAAAAUAAGAAAAUGGAUGUAGACGAAAAUCAAAACAUGUUAUCCUUUUAUCGAAAAAAUAUGGAAGAGUCAAGUAAUAUAUAUACUAAUAUAUUUAAAAAUUUACAAAUUGAUAAUAUAAGAAAUCCUUAUUAUAAUACAAAUGAAGAAGGAAUAAUAAAUUUAAAAGAAAUUGUACAUGAUUAUAUGUUCAUAUUUCUUCAACAUAUUAUCAUCAAUAAAAAUUAUUUUCCACAAAUAAUUGAAAACACUAAUGACUUAUAUGUAUUUUUCUUAAACAUUUUAUAUGAUCUAUCUUUUAUAUUUAAUAGUAACAAGAAUAUACAAAAUAUAAUAAAUGAACUAAAAGCAUAUGAGCAUAUGCAAAAUGGUAGUGUUGACGAAAAUGAAUUUAUAAAAAAUAUGAAAACUCUAACAGAAUUGUUGAACCAAGAGAAGUUACUAAUAAAUCAUAUAAUGUAUGAAAAUUUACUACCUCUUCAUUUGUACCUACACCAUAUUUUUAAUAACAUUCCAGAAUACUUUUAUAUAAAAAAAGAAAGUGAUAAAAAGGAAAAAUGCAAGGAAAUAAACAAUUUAGACAACACAAUAUUAUAUGAUAAUAAAAAUGAUAUAGAUGAAGAAGAAUAUAAUAAGGAAAAAAACAAAUUUCUAAAUAUAUCUGAUAUACAAUCAUUUUUAAAAAAUGACAAUUAUAAAGGAGAUAAUAAUAUUUUUUAUUUAGAUAAUAUAUUUAAAACAUAUGUUAAAUUAUUUAUAUAUUCUUGGAUCACCAUAUUCUUAGAUAUUAUUUUUAAGAAAAUCUUUUCUUUCAUAAAUAUUACAUCGUUAUAUAAUUCGAGAGGUACUAAAUUAUGUACUCUUGAAAAUAAUAUAUAUGAAAAUAUUAAUAUCCAUAAAAUAAAUUAUCUUAUAGUAUUAAAUAUAGAAAACAAAAAAAUUAACACGUAUACAUAUUCCUGUACAAAUGAAAAAACACAAAAAUGCAUAGUUAAAAAAAAAUGUAUAGACGAAAAAAAAAAGGAAAAUGCAAAUAUAAAUGUAAAGGAGUUAUCAUUUAAUAAUCAUAAAAACAAUGAAGAUUUAAAUAUACAAGAAAAAGCAUACUUUCAUUUUUAUCAAAAUAAUUUUAUCGACAUAAAGGAAGUGCUUCAUAAAAUUGGACAAUCCACAGACACAGAUCACUCAAAAAAAAACCAAGAAAUAAAAGAAACAAAAGAAAUAAAAGUAACAAAAGAAAUAAAAGUAACAAAAGAAAUAAAAGUAACAAAAAAUAAGGAUUCUUAUCAUACAAACAAUCUUUAUAAUAAUACUAACAAUUUCAAAAACACGGUGAAGGAAAAAAAACAAAUCAAUAAAACUUUAAAAAAGGAGACACACAAAAUAUUAAAUCAAAAAAAAAAAAAAAAAAAUACCAAUAUAGAUGAAGACAAAAAGAAAACUACUGAAAGCUCUACAUAUACAGAGAAAUAUGAACAUAAUAAGCAUCUGAACAUUAAAGUUCAAACAAAUAUAAAUUAUUAUAGAAAGAUAGAAGUUAUUUUAUAUGAAUGGUUAUAUUUUCAUUAUAAUAAUGUAUAUAACACCAAAGUAAAAAAACAAAAAUUUAUAUUUACCCAACAAAAAAAAGACAUAUCAAAACAUAACAAGUUAUAUCUUCAGUAUGAUCAAAAUAAAAGAAACUCUGAAAUAGAACAUACAAAUCACAAAGAAGAUUAUUCGAUGUGCGACAAUGUGAUAACAAGCAAAAUGAGCCACAUAUCUAAUAUGGAUAAUCAAUAUGGUAAUAAUAUUACAUGUGAUAUACCCUUUUUUGUUGAGAAAAAAACGAACAAGAAGAAGAAGACGAAGAAAAAAAAAAAAAAAAAAAAAAAAAAAAAUAUUUUUAAAAAAAAGAAAGAAUUCAUCACAAGUUUAUAUGAAUUAAAUGAUUUUGUUAUUAUUAUAUAUACUAUAAUUUCUCAUAUUCCUUAUUUUUUAUUUUUUAAAAAUAAAAUUAAAGACCCAUGUAAAUGUCAAAAAGAUUAUUUAUAUAACAUAGACAUACUAUUAUUAAUUUUGAACACCAUUAAAUUAAAUAAUUUAAUAAGUAGAAAUGUAUUAAUACAAUUUAAUUAUGUUCAUAUAUUUAUAUUCUUAUCAUCCUUAUAUAUCAUAUUACCAAAUUAUAUUCCAAAUUAUUAUUUAAUUCUAGAUGAUUUCUCAUCAUAUAAAAAUGACGUAAGGGUAAUAAAAGGAAAUUUACAGAAAAACACAAGGACAAAUAAAUUAAAGCAACUUCAUAUGAAUAAUAAAAAAAAGAAUAACAAUAAUAAAAAUACAAGUGAUAACCAUGUUCAUAAUAAUUAUAAUCAAGAAAAACAAACAAAAAAAAAUAUUACAUGUGAUGAAAAAAUUAAUGAACGAAUUAUUUACAUAUAUAAUUCUAAUAAAUACAUGUGUUCAUAUGAUAUUUUUUUGAUAGGAUCGAACAAAUAUACUAUUGAUAAAAAUCAUAUAACUAUACAUUCAAUGAAGCAUGAAGAAAUAACCAUAUCCAUUGAUCCACAUUAUGAUGACCAUAUUAUUAAAUAUGAUUGUAAUAACGAGAUUUAUUUAAAAGAUAUUAAUAAAAUAAAAUAUAAAAAAAAGGAUAAAAGUUCUGAACAUACUAAUAGUGAGAACCGAUUUUCCGAUAGUAGUAAAAAUUAUUCAUCAUUAUCGUCAUCAUUAUCGUCAUCUUUAUCGUCAUCGUUAUCGUCGUCAUUAUCGUCAUCACUAUCGUCAUCACUAUCGUCAUCAUUAUCGUCAUCAUUAUCGUCAUCUUUAUCAUCUUCCAAUUCUUAUAUUCAUUCUCGGUGUGACUCAUCAAAUAUUCCUAAAAACAUAGACACAAAUAAAACAAAUUCAAAACAUAUAAAACACAUACAUUCUGAUAAAAGUAACAACUAUUCAAUUCUUGUUUUGAGGGAAUCAAACUAUAAUUUAUUGGAUUUAAAAACGGCAGAGGAAAAAUUCAUUUGCAUAAAAAUUAUAGAGGGGAAUAAUGAAGACUCGGAAAAAUCACUUUUGGGGAGGAACAAAAAUAAUAUAAAAAAUAAGGAUAACGAAUAUAAUUCGGUAUAUGAUAAAACAAAAGAGAGACAAAUAAAAGGUGAUAUACAUAAGAAUAAUAAUUCUUCAGAUUGUGGCGAGAUGAAUAUUAUUUUAAAUGAUAGUGAAGUGAAAUAUAUUAAUUUUAAAGGUAUGGUGUAUGAAAAAAAAAAUAUCCAAAUAAAUAUGAUAAAUAAUUUCGAUAGAAAAGUGGAGGUUACAACAAAUGUUUAUCAUAUAUAUUUAAAUAAUAGAAAAAAGGAAAUUAAGAAAAAAGAAAAUUUUGAUAAGGAUAUAUAUAAUUUGAAACAUACAAAAGUUGAGGAAAAUAACAUACAUAAUAAUAAUAAUAAUAAUAAUAAUAAUAGUAGUAUUCCUUUUAAUGCUAAUUAUGAUAUGUACUAUGAAUGUGAUGCCUGUACAAAUAUAAAUAAUCAUCUAAAAGCAUAUAUAAAUAAAGAUGAUAUAAAUUUUCAGUGUGUUUCUCUAGAUAAAGAAAAGAAUAUAUAUAUUGGUAAAGAUAAUGGUAAUAAUAAAAUAAAUUUUCAUUUUUCUCCUUUUUUUCAAGGUACGUAUUAUUGUUUUCUUUUAUUUUAUGUUUUAUGUACAAAAACAAAAUUGCUUUUAUCAACUUGUAAAAUCAAUUGUGUCUUUUAUAUAAAUUACAUAAAACCAGAAGAAGUUAUUAAAAUAAAUUAUAAAUCUUAUAACUUUACAUAUGAUCUUAUUUUAAGACCACUGAAUAAACAAUUCUUAAAAAGUAUUUAUUACAUUUUAUGUAAAUUAAAUAAUAGCAGUAAUAAUGUUUUUUUUUCAAUUUAUAUAAAGCGAUAUUUAGACAAUAUAUAUAUGAAUAAAGAGAACUUUUUUAUUUUAUGUGACUCUAUUAAAAAAGUAAAAAUUAAAGAUAAGAAAAUAUCAUUCAACAAUUUUAACUAUACAAAAUAUUUUAAAGAUGAUAUAAUAAAUAAAAAUAUAGACAUUGAUCUAUUAUGUGAUAUGAUAAAAAGGGAUGUCACGUAUUCUUGUAAAUUAGAAAUAAAUGAAGAAAUGAAUGGUGUGUUUGAAUAUAACUUUUAUCUUUUAAAGGGGAAACAAUACAAUGUAGAAAAUUGUUUAUUCAUGAUAAAAGAUGGAGGUGAAAAUUAUGUAAACGACCAAGUGUCACUAUAUAUAAAUGGGAACAAAAAUGUGAAUAAUAUGUUUUCCCCUCCAAAAAAUAAUAAUGUCAACAGUAUGAAUAAUAAUAAUGAUGAUGAUAAUGAUGACAAUAAUGAUGACAAUAAUGAUGAUAAUAAUAAUAAUAAUCAUAAUAAUAAUAAUCAUAAUAAUAAUAAUCAUAAUAAUAAUCAUAAUAAUAAUAAUAAUAAUCAUAAUAAUAAUUAUUAUUAUUAUAAUUCCUGUGAUGGUGAUGAACUUGUACCGUUGUGUAAACCAAAGGGACCAGAUAAUUACCAUUAUUGUGAUGUUAAGCUAUAUAAAAUAAUAUGCAAUGUCAAUGAUGAAAAUAAUAUAAGAACAAUUAAUAUAAAUAUUAAAGCCGGUAUAGUAUACAAAAAAUAUAUUCCUUUAUAUAAUUAUACUAAUAAUAAUAUUACAUAUAAAUGUGCUUUUUCCGAAAUUAUCAAUGAUAAAAAUAUGAUUAUUAAUUAUAAUAUAUUUACUUGUGAUGAACUUGUUAAAUUAAAAAAAGAUAUGGAAAUCUUCAAUUUUGAAGUUACAUGUUUUUGUCCUGUAGGUGGAAUAAAAUACAAUUCAUUUUUUAUCUUAACAAAUGUACUUAAUGAACAAGAUAAAAUAAAAAUAAAAAUUCAAGGAUAUAUAUCAAAACCUCUUCCUAGAGAAAAUAUACAAAUAAAUGUUUUAAAUAAAAUAAAAAAAAAUAUACAAAUCGAAAUUUUCAAUGAAUUAGAUAUUCCUUGUGAAUUCAAAAUAUAUUCUGACUUGUUCAUAUUAUUUGGAGAAAAAAAAAAAAUUGAAAUGAUGCCUAAACAAAAAAAGCUAUAUACAUUUUUUAUAAAAAGUGCACAUAUUGGUGAAUUUAUUGGGUGUCUUAUAUUCAAAUUUUAUAAAUAUAAAGAUACAAAUAAUGAAAAUAAUGCUUCCUUUUUUUCUGAUUAUUUUUUCUGGUAUAGGUUAAAUAUUGUAGUACAAUUAAAUGAACCUAUGAAAAUUUUAUAUCUAGAAACUUUUAUAGGACAAGAAAUCACAAAAGAUAUUAUUAUAAAAAAUAAUGCAAAUCAAAAAGAAGAAUAUUUCUUGUUAUUAUAUAUCAAUGAAUAUAUCGAAAAAAAACAAAUACAAAUAGAAAAGAAUGAUAUAUAUAUUUAUAAAAUUAUAUAUUUGCCUUAUAUACCUAAUUAUUUUUAUAAUGUCGAAACAUCAAGUUGUUCACAUUCUAAAACUUUAACGGGGGAAGAAAAUAAUAAUUAUUCAAAUGAGUUUCAUGAAAGCAAGCAAUUGUUUAUGGAUAAGGGAGAAUAUGCAUCUGAUCAUUUCAUACACAAUGAAGAUGAAAAAAAUGAAAAAAUGAAAAAUUAUUCAUUAAAAAACUACAUAGGAGAUAUAAUAAAUAGUCAAAGCAAUAAUCAUGUACAACAUAAUAAUCAUAUUAUAAACAGUCUGCACAAUUUUUAUUAUUCAAAAGGGGAAUAUAAUAAUAUGCCACAAUGUUUACAUAAAUCAAAAAAUAAAGACACAUUUACACAAGAGUACGAAGAAAAUAAUGUUAAUACAAGUGACCUUCUUUUUGAACAUAAACAAAAAAAGAACUUUCAAUCAAAAGAAAAACAAAUAUUUGAAGAAUUAAUUAACUAUUGUAAAAAUAAGUAUAUUAAUAUAAAUGAUAUCAAUUAUGAUAAUCAUAAUAUCGGUUUCUUUUUUAUAUAUAAUAAAAAACAAGGAAUCAAUUAUUAUAUUUUAAUAUUACUAUCCAAAUUUAAAAAUAAAUUGAUAAUAAAUAACUUUUAUACAAGUUUGUCAAAGGCAUGUUAUAUAAAUAUUCAUUUCCAUUUUCAACAUGAACAAGAAAGACAAGUGAAACAAUUACAAGAAAAAGAUAAACAAAAAAAAUUACAUAGUUUUUCAUAUGAAAUAAUCGAAAAAAUGGACAAAAUGGACAAAAUGGAAAAAAUAGAAAAAGGGGAAAAUAAAAAUAAAAAUAAAAAUAACAUAUAUAGUGCAUCAUAUGAUAUAUGUUCAAAUAAUGAUCAACCCUUUUCUUCUUCUACACAUGAUGUUUAUAAGAAUCAUUUAAAAAAUUCAUUAUUAGAUUCAUAUGGACAAAAUCAUUCUUCAAAUAUUAAAUGUAUAUAUUUGAGCAAUAAAAUUAAUUAUUCUAUUUUACAAAAUGAAGAUAAAUCAAGUAAUAAAAUUGUUAUUAAAUACAAACCAACAAUGGAAACAUCUCAAGAUUGUUAUAUAAUCAUAAGAAAUAAUUUAUAUGGAGAUUUUAUUUAUUUUAUGAAAGGAAUGUAUGUUGUGAAAAAAAAAAUAAAAGAACAAAUGGUUUUGUAUAACUCCUCUUCUUUGUACCGUUUCGCUAUAAAUUUGUUCAACCCUUUUAGUUGUAAUGUAUGCGUUAAAUGUGGUCUAAAAGAAAACAAAAUAACAAAUAAAAAUAAUAAGAAAAUUAUAAAAAAUAUAAAAUAUAUGAAAAAUAUAAAAAAUCACAACGUACAUAAUAAUAAUACCAACACUGUAAAUAAGAAAAACAAACACAAGAGCUCACGUUUUAAGGGAAACCAAUUAUUAUUAAAUAACAAAAAAAAUUAUUUCCUAAUUAUCAAUAAUGAAAAUUUUAUAAUUAAAGACAAAAAGGAUUUUCCUCUACUUAUUAUAUCCUUCUGUAAAUAUGAACCAUCACAUCAUAAAACCUUAAUCGUAAAGUUACAACCAAUUUAUAAUAAGAAUAUGAAUAACAAACAAAUUCCUUAUAUUAUAUAUGAAUAUAGUCUAGUUUUUAAUAAAACAAACCAACAAAAAAAUCAAAUAAAAAGUAAUACAUUAAAUCAUUUUGUCUUAUCCGAUUUGUAUAAAAACGAAUCACUGACACAUGAAUAUCAAACUACAGAAAAUGAGGAAAAUGAAAAUGAUGUGGAGGAAUGUCAAGUGAAUAUACACGAGUCAAAUGAAAACGAAAAUGACAUGUGCGAGUCAGGUGAAAACGAAAAUGACAUGUGCGAGUCAGGUGAAAAUGAAAAUAAUAUUUGCGAGUCAGGUGAAAAUGAAAAUAAUAUUUGCGAGACAGCUGAAAAUGAAUCUAUUAGCAUGUACGAGUCAGGUGACAAAUAUACCACAGAUAGCCAAAAGAGCGAUACUGCAAAUGAGUUAUCCAUUGGAGAGUUAAGAAGAGAAUAUACAGAUAAAAUGAGUAUGAGUCAAAAUGGAAACGACGAUAAGAGCAAAUAUGAUUAUUCUUAUGAUGAUGAUUGUUAUUUAAUAAAUGGUAAUGAUAUAAUUUAUUACGAUAAAAAGAUAUUUGUUGAAAGUAUUUGUAAAAAGAAAACGUGUGUACGAAUAUACAUAGACAAAAAGAAAAUGAGAGAAAGUCAAAAUUAUGAUAGUUUAAUGGAUGAUUUAGAAAUAUGUAAAAAGAAAAAGUGCAUGUUGCACAGAAAUGUUGAAAAGGAUGAAUGGAAUUAUAAAAUAUAUUUAAUAAAAUUAACAAAUGUGUAUAAUAAUAAUAAUAAUAAUAAUAAUAGUGAUGAUAUAGUAAAUAAGCGGAUGAUCACAAUGAAUAAUAUAUUAUUUGAAAUGAAUGAUGAAAUGUUAAAUGAUUAUAUUUAUGUAAAUGUAAUAGAAGAUACGGAAGAAGGAUUAUUAAUAGAUAUAGAGUUGUUGGCCUAUUUACCUUUUCACUGUAAUUUUUUUCUAAUGAUUAAAAAAAAAAUGAAAGAAAAGAUAAAUGGAGAUAAGAAGGGUAUAAAUAUUUUAUCAGAAACUUGUAAUGGGAAGGACAUUAAUAUAUUACCUGAAUAUAAAGAUAAUAAUAAAUAUAUAAUAAAUGGUGUUGAAAAAAAUUGUAUAUUUGUUGAAAUAUUUAAUUACCUUAGAAUAUGUAGUAAAUAUAUAAAUAUUUUUGUUGAUAAGAAUUUAUGUUCAGAAAAGAAGUUAAAUAUAUAUUACAAAAAUAAUAGUGAUUCUUAUUUUAAUGCAUAUAUGAUAAAUUACAAUGAAUAUAGUACAGAUGACGUUAUGGAUGAGAUAUUAAAUUAUGAUAUAAAACCUUCUUCAGGUGUAUUAAAACAUAAUAAAUAUAAUAAAUUUAUAAUUAUAAGGACAAACAAAAAUGGCGUGGUAAAUAUGAAUAACAUUUUCCUUCUCUUGAUAAAAACGGAAAGAAAAAUUUUUUCUUACAUCAUAUUUUCUCAUUACAAGCAUACAAGAACCAUAUGUACAAUGGAUGAGUAUAAUAAGAUAUAUGAUAUAAUGAAUGAAAACAAAAAAAAAUUCAGCGAAGUUUUUAAUACAUUCAAGGAAGAAAAAAAAGAAAGUGUCGUUUUUAAUGAAAGGAACCAAAUUAUUAUUGAAGAUAUACAAAAGUCAACAAAUGAAAUUCAAAAUAUUUAA